UCUUCUCUCCUUCACCUGCAUCCGACACUUUGCUGUUCUCGCCGCUCUCGUUGGUCGACCGGCUAUCCCCCGUGGCUUCUUGACAGCAAACCUAUCUGGCGGAGACUAAAAGCUUGACCUGCAGCUCUCUUUUGCCCGGCAGCCCCAGACUUUGCCCCAGCACGAGGCCAAUUCUUCAAUCAGCACGAACGAGGACCCGCUAUCACUCAGACCUUCUCUCUUGCUAGACCUUCCGGGUCCAGCAUAGUUGAACCCAAAAUCCCCAAAACCUCUCCGCUCGUCCUGCCGGAGGUGGCGUGCGUCUCGUUUUCGUCGAGUCUCGUAAACUUCAAGACACCCCUGCCCUGCCCGUUGACUGCAGCACACGAGGCUUGCAUAUCGACCACGCUUUGUUUGACACCUGCCCCUCUCUCGUGUCUUCUGGAUAUACCUUAUAUCUACCUACAUCUUCCGCACUCAUGGCUCCCACCGGUUACACCGACGGUGAUGGCCACCUAGAGGCUGGACUACUCAAGAGCACCCAAGGAGAGAAGCAGACCGGAUACCAGGACUAUUCGCCACCUGCGUUGAAGACCAAGACCAGGAGCAACAAGAUGAUUUACUUUAGGCGGGCGCUGCUCGUCAUCGUCAUGGGCUUCGUCCUCGGCUUGGGCGUUGCCACUGCCCGGCCGAGCUUGAUGAACUGCCAGAGACACAGCGACAACUCCAAGAUGGACUUGGCCAAGGCUCACAGCUCCAAUGGGGAGCUCGCCGAGGCACUUCAGAAGGCCUCUCCUGAUCUGCUUCACCGGCUGCUCCAUGCCUAUCUCCCUGAGAGAUAUCAGCAUGGAGUGUUUGCCACUGAUAAGGAUGCCAUCGAUGCCAUUAGCGAGAGGGAUCCUUCUGUGGCCUCGGCCAUCGUUCAGAUUGCCAAGAGACAGGACAAUGGACCGAGCAACAGCAACUCUACUACGGCUGCUCCGACCAGCACGGCUCCCUCGAGCACAGCUGUGCAGUCAUCAACGGACGUACAAUCUUCAACUGCUAGCAGCGCUGAAUCGACCACUGCUUCUGAAACUAGUUCAAGCGACUCGUCUAGCUCUACUGCUGAGUCCACUACCGCAGAUUCGUCUUCGUCCUCUGCUCCUGCGUCCACCACCGCAGAAUCAACCACUGCUUCGGAACAAUCCACCACCGCAGCACCCUCCAGCACCCCAAGCUCGGCCCCUGCUUCGACUACUUCUUCUGCUUCUUCAACCUCUGGUACGUCCACCACGGAAGAAGAGACCACUACGGCUGCUUCCUCCUCUCCCACUACUGCUCCGGCGUCCACCACCUCUUCUGGUAGGUUGUCGUUAGGCAUUACUUCGUCCGUUGCCUCGUCUGAGGCAACAACUACCUUUGAUUCUUCAUCCCCUUCCUCUUCAUCCUCUUCCUUUCCUACCUCGACCUCACCGAACUCGGCGACGGCGGCAGAAACCACUACUGAAGAAUCCGUAACCCAAGGCCCAUCCUCGACUGAGGCCAGCGAAACUCCGCAAUCAACCAUCACAUCGGGCUCCAAGACCACGUCUGCUCCCGUUGCCCACACCUUCACCAGGACACUUCCCGAUGGAGGCACCACUACCCUCACUUCCACUUCCUGGGUGGCCGUCUUGCCCACCAGCCAUGCCGACGGCUCAAAGAACCCUGACCUUCAGAAUGCCGCGUCUCACCCUCGUGGCGAGAUGAUGAUGCCCGCUGCCAUUGGUCUUUUGGUCGGAGCUGUUCUGUUGGCAUAAGCCACAAAGAACAAGACGCAUUCCUUGGUUUUCACUCCCUUUUGCUUUCCCGUUUUCACUCUCUUAUCAAACUGCAUCAGCAUAUCCAUGCUACUGGAAUUGGCACCGGCGUAUUAUUCAUUCCUUGUAAUCACGACAUUCACGGCUACUUCCUAACCACUCCUUCUUCUCUAAUACAUAGCGCAACUCGGCGGGAUACAUAGAUUGGGCAACAGCAUAUUUUUGUUUUCUUGUUUUGAUUUCUUUUUGGCACACUCGAACUUGAUAGACUGGGACGGGGACCCUCUGCGCAACUGCAAAGCAUACAUCAUUUUUGGCACUAAAAAGGGGAUUUGAAUUGUAUUUUCAGCAUAUAUAGCACAGCAAGCACGCAAAAGAAGCAGCCGCACAUUCAAGGCAAAUCAGGUCAAAGUUCCUCUGG
Messenger RNA from Trichoderma atroviride IMI 206040, 2181 nucleotides. NCBI's taxonomy places the organism in Eukaryota, Fungi, Ascomycota, Sordariomycetes, Hypocreales, Hypocreaceae. The record is from RefSeq and is a predicted model, not a curated record.